Messenger RNA from Vigna unguiculata (cowpea), 956 nucleotides. RefSeq lists its product as uncharacterized. The record is from RefSeq and is a predicted model, not a curated record. Lineage: Eukaryota; Viridiplantae; Streptophyta; Magnoliopsida; Fabales; Fabaceae.
AAUCGGAAGACAGAAGAGGAAGCAGUGUGAACAACUUCUCAAACUUUCCACUUGACAUUGCCGACGGCCCCAAAAGACACUAUCAUUCGUUCCUUUUCUCUCACUAGAUUUCUGUUAUUACUGUCUUCACUUGUGUUUGUGUGUGCCAAAGCACAGAGAGAGAAUAAUGGCUAUGAACCAAUCAAAGGCUGUGUUGUUGAGAGUGAGUUUGGUGGUGGUGGCUCUCUGCAUAGCAGGAUACAUAGUGGGUCCCCCUCUCUACUGGCAUUUCGUUGAAGGUUUGGCUGCAGUGAGCCACUCUUCUCCUUCUGCUUGUGCCCCCUGCGUCUGUGAUUGCUCUUCUCAACCCAUUCUUUCCAUUCCUCAAGGGCUGAGCAACACUUCCUUUGGAGAUUGUGCAAAGUCUGAUCCAGAAGUGAGUGGAGACACUGAAAAAAACUUUGCAGAGCUAUUGACAGAGGAACUGAAGCUGCGGGAGAACCAAGCGAUGGAAAAUCAGCAACAUGCAGACAUGGCACUGCUUGAGGCAAAGAAGAUUGCAUCACAGUAUCAGAAGGAAGCUGACAAGUGCAAUUCAGGUAUGGAAACUUGCGAAGAGGCUAGGGAGAAGUCUGAGUUGGCAUUGGUGGAACAGAAGAAGCUAACUGCAUUGUGGGAACUUAGAGCACGUCAGAAAGGGUGGAAAGAAGGGCUUGCCAAAUCUCAUGCACGCUCUCAAGGAAAAGUGCAGAGUUCUUAGAUACAUUACAUGAUAAUACUUUUCAACCAAAUGGUUUUCGAUACUGAUAAUAGAAAAAGCAAGUAAUCGUGUCUCUCACCUGUGUUUGUGAAAGAUCAAGUGUAACAUACAAAUGUUGUUGAAUUUCUAUCAUUCAUUUUUGGAUAUUGAAUCCACGUGUAUCAUUAUUUAAAGCAAGAAAGUGUUAAAUGUUGUGAUAAACUUCUGCAUAAAAAAA